Macadamia integrifolia is the source of this 2142-nucleotide messenger RNA. RefSeq names its product RAN GTPase-activating protein 2-like. Bases 164 to 1792 code for a protein of 542 amino acids. Lineage: Eukaryota; Viridiplantae; Streptophyta; Magnoliopsida; Proteales; Proteaceae. The record is from RefSeq and is a predicted model, not a curated record. The transcript is spliced from 2 exons. Gene Ontology annotation, molecular function: protein binding; GTPase activator activity.
AGUUGAAAUCUUCUUUUCCCUCCACUUCCUCAUCCUCUCGAUAUUUGCAAAACGCCCCUUCUGCACUUCUCCCCCCUUUUCACCUCUCUCUCUCUCUCUCUCACAUUCUCUGCAAGCGGGAAGAAGCGAGCAACACCGAAGUAGACGAAGCGAGUAGGACAGAAUGGAGAAUUUUCAACAACGCCCUUUUUCAAUUAAACUGUGGCCCCCUAGCCAGAGUACAAGACUUAUGCUUGUGGAAAGAAUGACCAAGAACCUUUCCACUCCAUCCAUUUUCUCUAGAAAGAAUGGUCUUCUAAGCAAAGAAGAUGCUGAGGAGAAUGCCAGACAAAUAGAAGAAGUGGCUUUUGCUACUGCAAAUGAACACCACGAGAAGGAGCCGGAUGGUGAUGGAAGUUCUGCAGUGCAACUUUAUGCCAAGGAAUCUAGCAAGCUUAUGGUGGAGGUUCUUAAAAGAGGCCCACAGAUUAAAAAUGAGGGACUCACAAUAUCUGAUAAAGUUACACCGUCUCUUAAAACUUUUUUUGACAUCUCUGGAGGUCGUCGGGACUUUAUUGAUGAACAGGAGGCUGAGGAGGUUUUUAGGCCUUUAAAAGAGCAGGGAAAUUCAUACACAAAGAUAUGUUUCAGCAAUAGAAGCUUUGGCAUCGGUGCAGCACGCAUUGUGGAGCCUAUCUUGGUCUCCCUCAAAGAUCAGUUGAUAGAAGUUGAUCUAUCAGAUUUUAUUGCAGGAAGACCUGAGGAGGAAGCUCUUGAAGUGAUGAAUAUUUUUUCAUCAGCCUUGGAAGGCUGUGUUUUGAAAUCUCUCAACCUGUCGAAUAAUGCCUUAGGUGAGAAGGGUGUCAGGGCAUUUGCUGCUCUCUUGAAAUCUCAGAGUAGCUUGGAGCAGCUAUAUUUGAUGAAUGAUGGAAUCUCUGAGGAAGCUGCACGUGCAGUAUGUGAGCUAAUUCCUUCCACAGAGAAGCUUAAGGUCCUUCACUUUCACAAUAACAUGACAGGAGAUGAGGGGGCUAUUGCUAUUUCUGAGGUUGUGAGGCGAUCCCCUGUAUUGGAGGAUUUCAGAUGCUCCUCCACAAGGGUAGAUUCUGAAGGAGGUUGUGCCCUUGCAGAAGCACUUGGAACAUGUACUCAUUUGGAGAAGCUUGACCUACGGGACAACAUGUUUGGUGUGGAUGCUGGAGUUGCUCUAAGCAAAAGUUUUUCAGGGCAUGCUGGUCUUAGAGAGGUUUACUUGAGCUACCUGAACCUGGAAAAUGAAGGAGCUACAGCUCUUGCCAAUGCUCUCAAAGAAUCUGCUACAUCCCUGGAAAUUUUGGACUUGGCUGGAAAUGAUAUUACUGCUAAAGCUGCUCCUGCCAUAGCUGCCUGUGUUGCAGUAAAGCAGUUCCUUACCAAACUUAACUUAGCUGAGAAUGAUUUAAAGGAUGAGGGUGCUAUUAUAAUUGCCAAGGCAUUGGAAGACGGUCAUAGCCAGCUAGAAGAAGUUGAUCUCAGCACUACGUCGAUAAGGAGGGCUGGUGCCAGGCUUUUGGCACAAGCGGUGGUGCAUAAGCCUAAGUUCAAGUUGCUGAACAUUGAUGCCAACUUUAUUUCUGAUGAAGGUAUUGAUGAGUUAAAGGAGAUCUUUAAGAAAUCCCCAGAAAUGCUUGGGCCUUUGGAUGAGAACGACCCUGAAGGGGAAGAGAAUGUGGGGGAUGAGGAUGAAGAUGAAACCAAAGAGGAGGAAGGUGAUGAAAAUGAGGAUGGGUUGGAAUCAAAGCUUAAGCAUCUUGAAGUGAAACAAGAGGAGUAGGAGGGUAGAGAUUUCAGCUGUUUUUUCUUGGUUUUUAGUUUUUACUUCAUUCUCAACCUGUGGAAACUAAAAUCUCAUGUUUUUCUCUUAUUGGCAGAAUUUUCACCGACCAGCUUUUGGGACCUACCAACUCAUAGCAAGACUAGCUGCAGUAGCUUAGGUAGAAGGUUUUUAGUUCUUGUAUUUGUAGCUUAGCUUUGAUUAUGGGACUGGCCAAUUUUAUUCAGAGCUGGUUUUAGCUGUUAAUGCUUUUAACAGUAGUCAGAUUGAUUCUGAUAUUGUUAUUUCUUAUGCAAUUUGAUGUGUCAUAUAUAUAUAUAUAUAUAUAUAUGUAUGUAUUUUGGCCUUCA